AUCUUAAAGAAACUAUAGUUAAAACGUCCCAAUUUUCCAAAGGCUUUCUCAUCAGUGUAGGACUAGGAAAUGAUAAGCACCGUUGGGACAGGAGGCGUUCGAAUUAGCAGUUAUCUCCGGCAUCCCUACAGGGCGGAGACGAUUCUCCUUCUUCCCGACGUACAUUUUUUGCCCUGCCGCCGCUGCAACCACCGCCUCUUCAGCUCCUGCUCUGCCACCAAGCAGGACAAAGUUAUUGUAAUUUCUGGACCUACCGGUGCCGGCAAAAGCAAACUAGCAUUAGAGCUUGCCAAGAGACUCAAUGGUGAAAUCAUUAGCGCUGACUCUGUUCAGGUGUAUCGAGGGCUUGAUGUCGGUUCAGCGAAACCUUCCCUUGGUGAAAGAAAGGAAGUGGUACAUCAUCUGGUUGACAUAUUGCAUCCAUCCGAAGAUUAUUCAGUUGGACAAUUUUUUGAGGAUGCAAGACAAACUACCAGAGAUAUCCUAGAUAGGGGCCGUGUUCCAAUAGUCGCGGGUGGUACUGGAUUAUAUUUGCGGUGGUUUAUUUAUGGGAAGCCAGAUGUUCCAAAAGCCUCGAGGGAGAUUAGUGCCGAAGUCUAUUCAGAGCUUGCAAACUUACAGAAUGAUUAUGACUGGGAUGCUGCUGUUCAGUUGUUGGUUAAAGCUGGUGAUCCUGGAGCCCUGUCUUUAGCGGCAAAUGAUUGGUACCGCUUGCGUCGCAGGCUUGAAAUUAUUAAGUCUACUGGGUCACCUCCAUCGGCUUUUGAAGUACCAUAUAAUUCUUUCAGAGAACAGCUUGAUUCAGGUGCAACAGAUGCCGCCGAAGUCAAGAGUUUUGCUGACAGAUUGCAGCAAAGUGAAAUAAAGGAUUUGGAGUAUGAUUUUCUUUGUUAUUUCCUUUCCACCGAUAGGCUGGAUCUCUAUAGAUCAAUUGAUUUCCGGUGUGAGGAUAUGCUCUUAGGAACAGAUGGAAUUCUAUCUGAGGCAAGGUGGCUUCUUGAUUUGGGUCUUUUGCCGAACUCUAAUUCUGCGACUCGAGCAAUUGGUUACCGACAAGCAAUGGAAUACCUUCUAAGAUGUAGAGAAAAUGGAGGAUGGAGUUCUGCUGGUGACUUCUAUAGAUUUUUAUCUGAAUUCCAGAAAGCAUCACGAAACUUUGCAAAAAGGCAGAUGACAUGGUUUCGCAAUGAACAGAUUUAUGAGUGGAUAGAUGCUUCUAAACCUUUGGAAAAGGUGCUUAACUUCAUAUGUGAUUCAUAUAACAGUCAGGAUAGCCAUCUCCAGAUGCCUGAGUCACUUCGUAUGAGGAAAGAGAUAAGAAACGCCCGUCAAGUUGCAGAAUUGAAGGCCUAUCGUACGAGAAACAGGCAUUUCAAUGGGCGUGAGGAUUGCGUGGAUGUUCUAGACUGGAUAAAGAAAAGUUAUGGAGAAGCCACUGUCUCUUCGUUAACCAACAAUUAAAGGGCUUUGUCUUUCACUUUGAGUUGUCAAAAGUCAAAACAUCCAGAAGUUGUUCUCAUUGUUAUUGUGGUUAGCUAACGGACAACUUUUUCCUUAGUAUUUGGAUUUGGUUCGAACCGUGGAAUCAGCCAUUGAUGCUUGCGCCUGGGUAGACUGCCUACACUCCCUUGGAAUGGCGGCCCUUUACCGGACCCUGCAUGAAGUGGGGAUGCUUCACUUAACCGAGCUCCCCUCUCUUAUUUGAUUACUACUAUUUCCUUAAUAUUUGGAUUUAAGAUGUGGACUAGAGAGUUUGUCUGUCUCGAUUUUUGUAGUAUUGCGAAGGUUGAGGUUGUUACGAAUGUAGAGGGUUGCCGCUAUUGAGGCAGUCGGGUUGUGGCUGGGGAUGUCAAUCUGCAUCUGGAAAAUUUUGUAAAUGUAUGACUCUGUACAAGCACUUUGUUUUUUGGAAAAUCAUACAUUCUCCAUAUGCGAGAAUCUGGAAAGGAUGUUUGAUUAUUGUAUAUUCAUUUUCAGUAUAACAGUCACAUGAACACAUCGCUGGCCUCCCACUGUGAUGCCAAAUUCUUGAGUCUUUUAUGUGAGCCAGAUGUACUUGCAGCU
Molecule: messenger RNA, 2064 nt
Organism: Lycium ferocissimum
Lineage: Eukaryota; Viridiplantae; Streptophyta; Magnoliopsida; Solanales; Solanaceae
Product: tRNA dimethylallyltransferase 9
Exons: 11
Coding region: 70-1461 (463 amino acids)
Biological process (GO): cytokinin biosynthetic process; tRNA modification
Molecular function (GO): tRNA dimethylallyltransferase activity
Source: RefSeq, a predicted model, not a curated record